This is a messenger RNA of Blastocystis hominis, 1923 nucleotides long. RefSeq lists its product as hypothetical. The record is from RefSeq and is a predicted model, not a curated record. Bases 1 to 1923 code for a protein of 640 amino acids. Gene Ontology annotation, molecular function: ATP binding; protein kinase activity. The transcript has 8 exons. Gene Ontology annotation, biological process: protein phosphorylation; mitotic spindle organization; regulation of DNA-templated transcription. Gene Ontology annotation, cellular component: nucleus; spindle midzone; spindle pole centrosome. Lineage: Eukaryota; Bigyra; Opalinata; Blastocystidae.
AUGUCGGAAGAAGAAAAAGCCAAACUUAAGCGCGAGGCUGAAGAAUUGAGGAUCAAGUUAUCCGCACUCAACUAUCCGAAGAAAACAUGGGUACUGUCCGAUUUUGAGAUUGGAAGGAAAAUGGGAAAGGGGCGCUUUGGACGUGUUUACCUUGCGCGUGAGAUUGUAUCAAAGUUUAUCGUGGCAAUUAAAGUGAUCCAGAAAAGUGAACUUGAGAAGUGCGGAAUUGAAAAGCAGUUGCGCAGCGAGAUUGAAAUUCAGUCUCACAUGAAACAUCGCAACAUUUUGCGAAUGUAUGGAUAUUUCUGGGACGAGAAGCGUGUCUACCUCAUCCUGGAGUACGCCCCGAAGGGAGAAAUCUACAAAGAACUCAUGGCCAAAAAGCGUUUCAGCGAGCGUCGCGCCGCGAAGUACAUCCUUCGCAUCUCAGACGCCAUGGAGUAUUGCCACCAGAUGCACGUCAUCCACCGCGACAUCAAGCCGGAGAACAUCUUGCUGGGCCAGGACUUCGAGCCGAAAAUCGCCGAUUUCGGGUGGUCUGCGCACUCCCCCACCAAUCGGAGAAACACCAUGUGCGGAACGCUGGAUUAUCUGCCGCCUGAAAUGAUCGAUCGCAAGGAGUACGACUCCAAUGUCGACAAUUGGUGCAUUGGCGUGCUGACCUAUGAGUUCUUGUGUGGAGAGCCGCCGUUUGUUGCCAACGAUCGAGACACGACGUAUAAGCGCAUUCGGAGCAUCGAUCUGCGAUUCCCGAUGCAUGUCACGCCGCCUGCGCAGGAUUUUAUCCGGAAAUUGCUGGUGUUUGAGCCGAAAGACCGGCUGCCGCUGAGCGAAAUCAAGAACCACCCAUGGAUUAAGAAGUAUGAAAACCACUCGCUGACGCCGACUAUGUGGAUUGUUUGUUUUAGACAGGAUGGAAAUGUGAAAUUGAAAUUGUGGAAAUGGAUAGGAACGAAGUCGGAAAGCCGGGAGCAAAAGGAAAAAUAUGAGAAUGAGUUGAAAAAGCAAAUAAAGAAACUGCAAAAGCAGCGAGAUAGCUUGAAGCAGUGGCAACAGAAGAUGGACUCCUCCAUAGCGCCCUAUGCAGACAAAAUAAACGAAGCGAAAAAACAAAUCGAGUCCCUUAUGACAGAGUUCCGAGAAUGGGAAAAGCGUAUCAAGAAUAAGCCGUAUUCCAAAGUGAGUCUUACGCAGCCGAACAAGCAAACUCCGCAGGACGAGAAGCGAAAUGAAGUCCAGAAGCGGCUUCAGAGCCAAUUAGAUCAAUUAAAGCGCGAGAUCGAAGAAUGCGAAUGCGAAUCGAAACGAGAGAAGAAGAACAAACGCAGCACGAACCAGUCCACGAUCACCAAGCUCGAGUCGGACAUCAAGAAUCAUAAUGAUCACAUCCACAAUCUGGAGUUGAUUCUCCGCCAGCUCGACAACGAUCUCAUCGAUCCCUACAAGCUCGACGAGGUUCUCGACGCCGUCGACGACUACCUGGCCUCCUACAAGCAGCCCAACUUCUACUACGACACCAGCAUGUACGACAAAUUCAGCCUGUUUUCUGGAAUUCCAAAAUCCGUCUCCGACUCCGAACCCGUCGAAAGCGAAGAAACCGACUCCAUUCUGGUGGCACGUGACCCAAUUCCCUGUUUUCUAGAGCGAAAAAACGAAUUCUUUCGUCGCCUCUCCCGAUCCCUCCCCUCGCAUUCCCGCGGUUUCCGCCGCCCUUUCCAAGAGCGUAACGCCCGCCAACUCGGUCAGUUCUUCGAAUUCCAUCCCCGCGAUUCCAUCCAUCCCCGCGGUUCCCGCCGCUCCGGUUACUCCAGUUACUCCAGUUACUCCAGUUACCUCGGUUACUCCAGUUACCUCGGUUACUCCAGUUACUCCAGUUACCCCGGUUACCCCGAUUACUCCCGUCAACUCGGUGUGGAAAAGUAG